This is a messenger RNA of Mixia osmundae IAM 14324, 1454 nucleotides long. RefSeq lists its product as uncharacterized. The transcript has 4 exons. The record is from RefSeq and is a predicted model, not a curated record. Bases 20 to 1096 code for a protein of 358 amino acids. Lineage: Eukaryota; Fungi; Basidiomycota; Mixiomycetes; Mixiales; Mixiaceae.
UUCGGUUCUCUGCUGGGGCAUGACUGAAAGUGAACCGCCUGCUGCACCUGGCUCAUCUACAUCGCCUUUGCCUCAAGAGAGUGCUGCGCUCGCUAGACAAACAGCCGCAGACGCAGCUCUGGCUCGCAGCAACACGAUCGAUCCUGCAAGCACGCAGACACGCCUGCGCGAACGGGACGAGAAAGUGAAGCUCUUGAGGAUCAUUGACGAUCUCGUCAUCGACAAGAACGAUCGCACGGCCGCCUUGGACCUCCGCGACCUCUUAAGAACGCUCCUCUCGAAUGCGCAGACGGGCGAGCACAAGUUCCUAACGAUCAAGCUGGGCAAUGCCGCCAUCAAGCGCAGAUUAGUUGAUCGAACGGGAGGCACCGAUUACCUCUGGGCAGCUGGCUUCUACAGAGAAACUAAGGACUUUCAAAUAUUCGCAAAGUACAGCGAGGCGCCCUCCGAGCGCGUUCAGACUAAGCUCAGAUUGGCCAUCGAGACUCUCAUUGAUCGUCAGCGUACCUGGACAUCACAUUCCGAGUGGAGCACCAACCUCAAAGAGAGAGAAGCGCGGUUGGAAAGCGAACGUAAACGAAAUGCUCUUUUAGCAGUGCAAGAGGAUCAUGCCUCUCGCAUGGAGCGGGAGGAGCGCAAAAGGGCCGCAAGAGCUUCAUUGGCUACGCUACCGCAGCCGAGCGAGGCAGAACCUCAAUCAUCGCGCUACGAAAGCGGAGCAGCACGACUAGGUGGCAAUGAUGGCCCGACAGCAGCACGUCAUGACGGAGUAUGCGGACGAGCGGCAGAACAAUUUUCGAGCACCGCCGAUGUGAUGCCGCAACGGGACCAGGCUGCAGUUUGCGCCGUGAUGGUCUCUUGUGGCCGCGUGCGCAUGCUUCAUCGCUCUACAGAGCUGAAUGCUCGCCGCUGUCGCCCGAUGACUCAUCAUGCCUCUGGCUCCACACGGUCAAACGCGUUGCACGGUCUGGCUCACUUGCGUCUCGCGCAUGACAAUAAUGCAGAUCUAGAACCAUUCAUUGGACGUGGCUUAAUCAAGGUCGGCAAAGAAGGUGCUGCUGUCCAGCUUAGCUCUUCCUCUGCAGCAGAGCUAUGAAAGCGUGGGGCUUCAUUGACUGGGAACCCGCUCCAGUUGCUGGCUUGCCUGCCUCUUGGCGCGACAGCGUGUACAUCAUUUGCAGGACGACUCCGCAAACCUCGCGGCCUUUCUAAUUCGAGCAACAUUCAGCAGGCACACUUACAUCACAAUGUUGGCGCAACAGUGCGCAUUGCAGGCCGCAUAUUGACGCAUGAGCCGCCGGCAAUACUGCGAUUGCACUGCUGAGCUUUCUCGUCAGGCAAGGCAGUCGCCGACCUUUGUGUUGAAGCCACCGCCUGGAAACGGCUCGGUAGCUCCAGUGUCACUUGUUGCAUAGAUUGCAGGCUCUGUACAAAAAUGUAGAUUAAUCUGAGGG